AUGAAGAAGUGUCAUUCGCUACUGACAGUUGCCUCUGGUGACAGCGGAUUUUAUGACAAGCCAGCAGCUGUGACGUCGUCGAGUGACGUCGGUACGUCUGCAGCCUCCUCUGCUCGCAGAACACCGGAGAACUUCCUUGGAGAAAACAAGAAUCUAGUAAAUUUGGAUAAUCUUCUUGGUGUAUCUUCAACAAACCCUGCCUACGCGAACCCUUUCCUUAUUGGCUGCACUACAGCGUCGAAUCCUUUUGCUUCGCAGCAACGAAAGUCGCCAACAUUGAAUGAAAUGCGAGCCGCUCAAGGAUCCACUGUUCCACCUAUUCCACAAAUAGGUCCUCGUGUUGAGACUCUUCCGAAAUCAAUUCCAACACUGCACGACCCUAAUCCAUUUUUCAGUUAG
Molecule: messenger RNA, 399 nt
Organism: Haemonchus placei
Lineage: Eukaryota; Metazoa; Nematoda; Chromadorea; Rhabditida; Trichostrongylidae
Source: the annotation of a GenBank genome assembly